Messenger RNA from Tinamus guttatus (white-throated tinamou), 509 nucleotides. The record is from RefSeq and is a predicted model, not a curated record. NCBI's taxonomy places the organism in Eukaryota, Metazoa, Chordata, Aves, Tinamiformes, Tinamidae.
AUGGACGACAUCGUGGUGGUGGCGCCGGGAACGCAGCCCUCCCGCAACGUGAGCAACGAUCCCGAUGUCAUCAAGCUGCAGGAGAUCCCAACUUUCCAGCCCCUUUUAAAAGGACUCCUCAGCGGGCAGACCUCUCCGACCAACGCCAAGCUGGAGAAGCUGGACCCCCAACAGGUGCUGCAGCUCUGUCUCCGGUACCAAGACCAUCUUCACCAGUGUGCGGAAGCAGUGGCCUUUAUCCAGAAUGCGUUAGUGAAGCGAAUCAAGGAGAUGGAUCUCUCUGUGGAAACUCUGUACAGCUUCAUGCAGGAGCGCCAGAAGAGGUAUGCCAAGUAUGCGGAGCAGAUCCAGAAGGUCAACGAGAUGUCUGCCAUCCUGCGCCGCAUCCAGAUGGGCAUCGACCAGACCGUGCCGCUCAUGGAGCGGCUGAACAGCAUGCUGCCAGAGAGCGAGCGGCUGGGGGCCCUCCGCAUGAAACCUGAGCGGGAGCUGAAGGCCUAGCCGAGCCA